Phanerochaete carnosa HHB-10118-sp is the source of this 1354-nucleotide messenger RNA. RefSeq lists its product as uncharacterized. Bases 55 to 1140 code for a protein of 361 amino acids. The record is from RefSeq and is a predicted model, not a curated record. Lineage: Eukaryota; Fungi; Basidiomycota; Agaricomycetes; Polyporales; Phanerochaetaceae. The transcript is spliced from 4 exons.
GCUGGCUUCAGGUACCAAAUUUGCCUCAGUUCUGCUCUCAUACUGUAUUUUGCUAUGUCCGCCCUUAAGCUUGUCGGACCCUUCGCCAUUCGGGAUACAGGAGCGCCUGUGACCUCGGGGGCCUAUACCACUCUGGUGAUGAUUCACGGCUUCGCAUGGCACAGCGGUGUAUUCUCCCGUAUGCUGCCAUUCCGCGGUAACAGCACGCGAAUCGUCCUCGUCAAUAGACGCGGCUAUCCGGGCUCUGCUCCAUUCAAUGAUGAAGAGCAUCGACUUCUCGAUGUCUCUCGCUCUGCUGACCUCAAAGUCGAGGAUUCCGUUCAUGUCUACAUGAAAGAUCGCGCUCGAGAGCUGUAUGACUUCCUCAACACCUUCAUCUACGAGGAGCGCAUUCCCCUUGCCUCCAUGAUUGUUUCGGGAUGGUCCUUUGGUUCUGUUUUUAUUUUCGCCCUGCUCGCGCACGCGCCCUCGUUUCCUCUGAGAGACGAGGCUCGCCCACUUACGAAAUACAUUAAGCGCGUUGUAGCCUACGAUCCACCUUACCAUUGUUUCGGAUAUACGCCUCCACCGAACUACUACAACCCUGCGACGCAAGAUCCUGUAAAUGGAGCACAGCUGUUUUCCCAGUGGGUCUCAGGCUACUACCAGCACGGCAACUCGCUCUCGGAGCUCGAGUUCCGCGUUCCUCUCAAGGACCCGCCCCCGAGUAUCCUCACCAUGUCUCCCAGCGACCUAGAGGACGCACUAUACAACACACCCGCCGUUCCCGGAGGUUCAGAUCACACGCUCGUGCACGUGGGUAUGACCCACGGCCUGUGGGAGACGAUUCGCAAGGCCGCGCUGUACAUACGCCGCUCCGCUCAGUCCGGCGCUCAGCCUGGCAAGGAGGCCGUCGCAAGUCCGUGGGACGACGUCGAGCUUCGUCACAUUUGGUGCGACCAAUCCGUUUGGGAGAUGCCGUGGGGGACGUGGGCUCUGCUUGCUGAGAUUGAGGAAGCAAAGGCAUCAGGGACGCCCAUGCGAAAGAUCUCCAUCAUGAGGCUGACUGGUGCAAACCACUUCCUUCAUUGGGAUCAGCCAGAGCGGGCCCUGGCUGCCCUAUUAUCUGAAACGACGCUGGAGAGCUGCGCGCGUUUAUGAGCGUAGAGGCAUGGCAAGCUGCGAAGACCUUAGACUGGCGUUGCACGAUAUGAGAUUCUCAUAUUUAUACCGUUCACGUCAUCGCGAAUGGUCGACGUUGCUGAAACCUACAUGUUCCCAUACGAGCUGCUAUUAGUAAGACGGAAGGGCUAUGCUGUCGAUAAUGCUCCCUAUGACCACUCAUGCUGUCAGGCAGAUUUGCAAUCACAUUAAG